Messenger RNA from Chara braunii, 2701 nucleotides. The record is from the annotation of a GenBank genome assembly. NCBI's taxonomy places the organism in Eukaryota, Viridiplantae, Streptophyta, Charophyceae, Charales, Characeae.
GGAAGCGACAAAAUUCAGAGAUAGGCGAUCUAGCAUACGCCAAGGUCUGAAGGAGAGUCCAAGUCCAACAGCGAUAUCCAUGCUGCAUCACUGAAAAGGCCCACGCGGAAUGGGUUGGUUCUUUCGUUCUUUUUGUACCUUUUUUUUUUCUCUUUUCUUUUCUUUCUUCCCCCCUUUCCUUGUGUCAUCCUUGUGCAGGGGUCAUGCUAAUCUUCUCUCGUUCGUUCCGAUUUUAACGGAUGUCGGGAAGCAGGUUGCUGUCCGUCGUUGCGUAGAGAAGCGCUAGCGACCAUGAAGGAGAGGUUACGGUGGCAGCCAGAAGAAGACAACCUUCUACGGUUGUACGUGAAGCAAUACGGGCCCCAAGAUUGGGGGCUUAUCCAGGAGAGGAUGGGCAAACCUUUGGCAAGGGAUGCCAAGUCCUGCCAGCAGAGAUGGAAGAACUACUUACGCCCUGGCCUCAAGAAAGGUCCAUUAAGCGAUGACGAGAAACAGCGGGUGAUUGUGCUGCAAGCCAAGUACGGCAACAAGUGGAAGAAGAUUGCCGCUGAGGUGCCUGGACGAACAGCUCGUCGUCUCAACAAGUGGUGGGAUGUUUACAUGGCUCAACUGGAGGCUAAGCAACAACAGGCAAAUGCCGCCAAGGUAUCCCAAGCGUUUGACCAACCCUACCAUAGCAGCAUCCUUUCCCGGUACGCUGAAAAGCGGGGCUGCAACUGGGAACAUUUGCCUUUGUCUACGCCUCCAACAUCGAGCUCUUUACCUCACAAUCCUUAUCUCAUGGCACUGUCUUCAAAUGGAGUGCUGGUUCCCUCAUGUUUCCUUGCCUCCUCCUUCUCCAGGCCGCGAUCGGAAGUCUGCAACGCCGAACAGCUAUCGUCGACUGCUCCAGCAGUACUGCAGUUUUCCACCCCUCAAACGUCUGGCGACAAAUCUUCAACCAACGCUGCUCUUCGCGAUGACCAAUGUCCCAACCAAAGAACCGAGCUCCUGCCCCUCAUGUCGUCGUCGCCUGGAGCCGACUCGUCAUCACAUGGGGGAACAGGUGCAGUGCCAUGCCAUUUGUCCGUAUCACCUCCAACUUCUGAACCAGAUUCGGUCCGCUCCGCGGUGAACCCAAGGGCAGGAGUAAUCACUCCUGGGCCCUCUUCCCUGCCCUCUUGGAUUCCAUCUAUUUCUUCGCCUGCCAAGGGUACCGAAGGGGACGGUGCUGACUUACAACAGCCCGCUCCCACAGCUGGCCGUGACAGGAAUCGAUUGCCCGCUGUUGUUGAUGCCCAGGAUAGAGGAUGUCUAGAGACGCAUUAUCCUGCACCAAGCACACCUGUCUCCUCUCCAGCAUCCCCCAUACCCGCAUGGAUGUCCUCUUCUGGUGCGAGUUCAUCCACAUCCACUGCGCCAGGCCCAACACUGCCACUAACGCUCUCUCUCGCGUCCCCACAAACACCAAGUUCGCGAGCACCACCUGCUUCUCGUUGUCAGUACGCAUCCUCCUUUCAACCGUUGGCGAAGCCCUUGGACCAGGGUUCGGACCAGGAACGGGGGCAUGGCGAGGGUCAGGACAAUCAGAACCAGGGCCAGGACCAAUCACCCUCCACACAGACAGCAAACUCAAAGAGCCUGGGCGGAGGAGGCUCUUGCAGCCCUGCAUCAAAGGAGGGUGGGAGCACCUCAACCCCAGAUAUGGCAAAUGGCGAUCACCGGUUAUCGGCCAAUCGUUUGCGUCACGAUGAUUGUCACGAGCAUAGUCAUCGUCACAAUCUGCAGCAGCUGCAGCACCAGGUGGGCAGUCUUCUUCCACAGCACGAACAUCAUCAGACGGGGACUUCACAGCUGACGUCCCCCCCGUCCAAUUCAGCAACGCUUGGCGCUCUCUUUUGUGGACCACCAUGCAUUCCUUGCCCGAAUGGCAUCGGGAUUGGGAUUCAGCUGGGUUCUUCCGCCGGGGUCAGACUGCCAGCUGCAGGUGCUUGUAUGCCUGGGACUCCUCAGUGUUGGCACGGUGCUGGAGUCAAGCCAGGGGAAGGAAGCAACGCCGAGACAUUCAUGAACCCGGAAGCUACCUCGCAGAUUUGUCAUGGGCUGGUCCAGGAUCUGGGAAGGAUAAAGGAGGAGUUGUUUAAUCACAAGAAGGAGAUGGAGUGGAAGCUGAAGCGACUCGAGCAGCAGUUUGAAUCUGAGAAGAUUCAGAAGAAGAAGCAACGACUGGAACAGGUUGAAGCUCAGAUUCGGGCUUUGCGUGACGAGGCGAAUCGGUACUUUGAGGAGGUCGACAAAAGAUACCACCAGGAAUUCAUGGACCUCAAGCGAGAAGACGAGAGAAAGGAGAUGCAACUCCUUGAGAGGUGGGAUUUGAAGCAUCGAGAAAUCGUGUGGUUUUCUGGUCAGCAGCUCCCUGCCGCCGGCCAAAGAAGCAGUUUGGAAUCAUCGGAGCAUAUCGCUGCCAAUGACGUCGAGGGUGGUGCGUGUGAGGCCUCUGCUCUGAGAGUUGCAGGAAUGCAAGGGGCCCCAGGAAUGGGAGGACCGGAAGGAGGCGAUGCCGGCAUCACAGCCUUUCAUGAUUGCACCAGUUGAUAGGGUGCUCAUUCCCAUAUGCUGCAUGAAAGGUCCUGUCAGUUGUUUCCCCCCUCCAUUUCCUUUCUCUUCUUCUCCCCCCCCCCCCUCCUCCUCCAUUUCCUCACUGGCUUUCAAUAUAGAAUAA